CAUGAGGCGGCGGCCGGCGGGACGGGCCGAGGCCCGGCGGAGGAGGCGGCUCCGCGGAAACUCGCCGCCCGAGGAAAUCUGGAAAAGUCGCAAGCGCAACACCAUUUCUCUAAGAAAGUUUUGGGUAGCAGCAGUUCUGGAUAACAGGGCCAACCAGCUCGAUCACCAUGAGUUGGAGCUUCCUGACUCGCCUGCUAGAGGAGAUCCACAACCACUCCACCUUUGUAGGGAAGAUCUGGCUCACUGUGCUCAUCGUCUUCCGCAUAGUGCUCACAGCCGUGGGCGGGGAGUCCAUCUACUACGAUGAGCAAAGCAAGUUUGUGUGCAACACGGAGCAGCCGGGCUGCGAGAAUGUCUGCUAUGACGCCUUUGCCCCCCUCUCCCAUGUGCGCUUCUGGGUGUUCCAGAUCAUCCUGGUGGCCACACCAUCGGUGAUGUACCUGGGCUAUGCCAUUCACAAGAUUGCCAAAAUGGAGCACGGUGAAGCAGACAAGAAGGCAGCCCGGAGCAAGCCCUACACAAUGCGCUGGAAGCAGCACCGGGCUCUGGAAGAAACAGAAGAGGACCAUGAAGAGGACCCCAUGAUGUAUCCAGAAAUGGAGCUGGAAAGUGAAAAAGAAAAUAAAGAACAGACUCAACCUAAACCCAAGCAUGACGGCCGCCGACGGAUCCGGGAGGACGGGCUCAUGAAAAUCUACGUGCUGCAGUUGCUGGCAAGGACCGUGUUUGAGGUGGGCUUUCUGGUCGGACAGUACUUUCUGUAUGGCUUCCAGGUCCACCCGUUUUAUGUGUGCAGCAGGCUUCCCUGCCCCCAUAAGAUAGACUGCUUCAUUUCUAGACCCACGGAAAAGACCAUCUUCCUUCUGAUAAUGUAUGGUGUUACAGGCCUCUGCCUGUUGCUCAACAUUUGGGAGAUGCUUCAUUUAGGGUUUGGGACCAUUCGAGACUCACUAAACAGUAAAAGGAGGGAGCUUGAGGAUCCGGGUGCUUACAAUUAUCCUUUCACUUGGAAUACACCAUCCGCUCCCCCUGGCUAUAACAUUGCCGUCAAACCAGAUCAGAUCCAGUACACCGAGUUGUCCAACGCUAAGAUCGCCUACAAGCAAAACAAGGCCAACAUCGCCCAGGAGCAGCAGUACGGCAGCCACGAGGAGCACCUCCCUGCCGACCUGGAGACCCUGCAGCGGGAGAUCAGGAUGGCUCAGGAGCGCCUGGAUCUAGCAAUCCAGGCCUACAGCCACCAGAACAACCCCCAUGGUCCCCGGGACAAGAGGGCCAAAGUGGGGUCCAAAGCUGGGUCCAACAAAAGCAGUGCGAGUAGCAAAUCAGGGGAGGGGAAGACCUCCGUCUGGAUUUAAUCUUGGCUGGGCUUUUCAUAGUUUAUGGUGAGCAACGGCUCACUGAGUAACGACUUCCACUGAGUAAACAUUUGGCUCUGGUUAUCUUCAGGGGUGCUGUUGGCUCACGGUCCAAGCUCAGGGGACUGAAGGCGGAGCUGGGAUGGAGGGGAGAGAGGGAAACACAGUGUUCCCGGGCACAUGUUCUCAGCAAUAAUACAGUUGCAGAAGCUUACAUUUGUGUCUUCCAGAUCUGGAGAAAAACAGAUAUAUUUAAAUCAUCCUUGUUGAACAGUUUUUGUAUGUACAGUAUUAUGGUACUUUUUUUUUUUUUUUAGUAUGAGAACUUUUUUUGUAUUUGUACAUUGAACUGCUGUAGUUACACUUUUUAUAUUAAAGGGGGAAAAAUCCUUGUAAGUUAUGACUAUUAAGCUAGUGUUAUUUGUUCAGCAAAUUCUACCCUGGGUUUACAGUUUUAAAUAGAUACUCCACUUAAUAAAAGUGCCUCUCAUGUUGCAGGAGAGUUCAGAGGUGAGAGACUGAGGAGGAAGUAUCAGUUUUCAGUGCUGGAAGGAGAGUCCACACUAGAGGGAUGUUAAGGUCAUCUCUGGUUUACAUGAGGAAUCUUUAAAUCGCCUGAUCAGAGCUGUAGCCAAUCUUCGAAAGCGUAUGUACGGUACUGUAGAAUGCUUUUACAUAUCGAGUGUUGCCAGUGUGUGCUCUGAUCUUUCUAAAGAUUGAUCUGCAAAGGAGCCCCCAACCCAGUGGCAGCCCAGAGAACCUGGCCAGUGCUGAUGCCAAGCUGCUUCUGUCAGAAAGCAAAGCCACGCCUGAGGAAUAAGCCCUGAUAGGAUGUUUAGUUUGUGAACCUGUUUAAUUUGCCUUAAGCCUCAAUCCAGAAACUGCCCCUCUCAGGUUUCAUAAGAAGCCAGAAAUGAGUAUUUUCUUUAUUAAGUAACAUUAGAAAUACAAAAAUUUCCCGGUGGACUUAGACUACUCAAGGCUACUUGUACUGCAAAGGGCAGAGAGCCUAAGUCUGAAUUCCUGGAUUUUUAUAAUUUACCAUGGACGGCUGUGAUUUACCUUCCUUCUCCGGUGCCGGUAUUUGUUACCUGUGGGCAGACGUUUGUGACAAGCAUUAACGUUCAUAACACCCGUAAUCUGCGGUGUUGCACUGCCGUUUUCAGUCUUACGUCGUCGGAGAGCUCUGCUCUCUGCUCGUCUUAAAGUUUACGCGCCUCUGAGUGAGAGCUCAGGAGAGGGGUAAGGGGCCUCUGCUCGGCCAGGGAGCCUUGCGUUGGGGGUCUUGCUCUUUUCUAACAGGAGACGAAUGCAAGCUGCCUCUGGACUUUGAAACUCCUAGAGUAUCAUGUUGUGUGUCUCGAUUUGUAAAUCUGUUUGUCAUUAUUUAGAAAAAUAGGCUAGCACCUCUGUGUAGUUUGUCCACUGCGUUCCUUUCCUCUCCGAGAACAAAAGAAGACAGCAGAGAUGUAACCUUAUCUUCUUAGCGGUUCAUUUUGCUUUUUUGUUUGUUUGUUCCUUUUGUAUCUUUAAAUUUUAGCCUAGAGAAGCUCCUCAGGAUUCCUAAACAUCUUAAGCAAAAAAAAAGAAAGAAAGAAAACCUCAGGUGAGACUGAACGGGAAGCAUCAGAAAAUGCUGUGUGUGUGUGUUGUGAAUGAUUAAUAGACACGCACAGUUUCCUUCUUACCAAGUGUCUAGUAAGGAAACAGAUGAGACAAGACCUUAACAUUUCAGCCUAGCUAAGAUAAAGAACUUUUUUUUUUUUAACAGAUGGAUAUUGAGAGGAGGAAUGAGAAAUAUUGAGUUCCUGUUUGCUGUUCACUCCCCGAAUGCCCACAAUGGCCAAGCCUGGGCCAGGCUGGAGCCAGGAGCUGGGAACCCAGUGCAGGUCUCGUCGUAGGUGGCACCUUCACUGUCGUCUCGCAGAGUCCACAUUAGCAGAAAGCUGGAGUCAGGAGCCAGGCCGGGCCCCGGCGGUGGGACACUACGCCUGCCCCAGAGCCGCAAUCCUUCCGUCAGAGCUUCAAGCAGAUUUCUGAAAGGACAGAGAAUACGUGCACCCCCGUGGCCUUUCCAAGCCUGGUGGGUAGGAGUGACUUUGCUGGCCUUUCCAAGCCUGGUGGGUAGGAGUGACUUUGCUGGCGGGAAAGAUGGAGACUUGAGAGUGAUGCAGAGGGAAGGACUCGAGCAGAAAUACCAGAGAACCAGGCCGCGGCGUCAGGCCCCGAAGCAUCUGCGUGGCUUCUGCAGACAUGAGACUGGUAUCUUUGGACAGUUCUUCAGCUUCUUAAAUUAUGUAGAAAGAUACUCCUGUCACCUCCCCACGUGCACACAGUUUUAAAGUCUGUUUCAUUCUCUUAGGUUGAAUCAGGACAAGAACUUCCCAGCUUUCACUGCCUCCCUAACUCACUUCUUUUCAGCCUUUGAACACAUGAUUGUGCCAGAGCCAUUUUCCCCUAACGACCAUCAGGGGCCGCGUUGAGAGUGUCCGCCUGUUCAUUGGCUCUGCUUGGAAUCUGUAGACGCCGCUCUGGAAUAUGUAGAAAGCAUGUCACCAGGCUUUGUCUCCUGAGCAAAUCCCCUUGUUUUGCCUCGCCCUGUGAGGCGCGCUUCAGCAUGAUGCUUGCUUGUCCUGCACGCGGAGGGUGAGUGCUUAGUCCCUUACGCUCCGGGCUCCUGCGCAGCCUCUUGCGUCCGUUCAGCUGUGCCCUGUCCUUUGGGCUGCUUUGUUGAGUCCUAUGAUUCUGGGGAGGAUUGCAGAAGGCUCAGGCCUUUUUCUCUUAGUCUGAAUCUGAGGGCAGAACUAGACGGCAUUUUUCCCCUAAGGAGACGUUAGUGUUCAUUUUGUGGCUCUGUCUUCACUGGUGACCUAGGUUUGCCUGUUUCUGUAUUUGUUCAUUUAAAACCACAAGUAUAUUAUUCAUUUGCACCUCCCCUUCCCUGAGAUUUUCCUUGAUUAAUGUCUAGAAUUAUUUACUAUUGAUAAAAAUGAAUUUUGCCAUCCAAAUUGGUUCUCACAGCCCAGGAGUUCCACAUUUGGGUCUUAUGUGAGUGUGUCUUUAAAGGGGGAAAAUCAGCAGUUAGUACCCAAUGCUAGCAUUUCUUCAUGGUAUGAGAUUAGGGGGUAAAACCACUGCUGUUUUUCUAAGUGUGAGGAGCCAGUCUCCUCUCAGAAGUGCCAGGUCACAGAGCCCUGGUAGAGGUGUUAGAGACCCACCUGUUGCUGUCGGGCACUUGUCUGGGCUUAGGGCUUCAGGAACAGUUGAACCCCCGGCAGUGCUAAGAGGCACUUCCCUCCGGUGCUCUCAGCAUAGGCCUCUGUGGUGGUGUGAGACUCCGGCCCCAGCGCUGGGUCCCAGGCGGGGACUUCAAUGCCAUUCCCAUUAGUCACACCUGUGACUUAGCCGUUUGGCUUCAGGAUGUCCAUGCUUUAUGCUUUCUGUCUCCUUUAAGAGACAGUGCAGUUCUAAAAAUAACAUCUCUAGUUGAUAAAUUUUUUGUGUUAGCUUUUGGUAAAAGGCAAGUAGGUUAUUCUAGAAUCUACUUUAAGAAAUACCUUUUUAUAAAUCGGAGCCUCUCCUGGCUGUAAUGUAAUAAAAAACAAAACAGAAAAAACACUUUUGAGUCAAAGAUACACAGUUGAAGGUCAUUCUGAUUGGAAGGUUCCGGGUACCAGGUUAUUUUAUCUUCAUAAAAUCAUGUAAUCUCGCAAAAUCUGACAACCUCAAAGCAAGAAAACAGCUGCGCCUGUGUGGUGCAGUCCGGAAGUAAAAUUCCGCCGCAGCUCUGUGUCAUAGACGUGUGAUAGUUCAUUGCCACCACUGAGUGUUAGAAUCUUAAGGUCGCAUCACGUAUUGGCCGCUCAUUCCAGCCACACAUCAUGCGGAGUGUGAAGACUUUUACUGGCUGUUGUCCCUGAUGUUGUAGUUCCGUUGUUUGUAAUAAUGCUAUUGAGUGGGUUUGGUUCGUGGGCAUUCCACAGACUCAUACUUCUUAAAACAGCAGUCCUGGGUAUUCCAACACCCAGAAGUCUGAGUGGAAGACGGCUGAGGCACUGCAGCGCGGUCUGGGGAAAGUGAAGCCAGAGCUGUGUGGCUCAGGGUUGCUUCCCAGGUUGGGACUGGUUCUCCUUACUUUGAAUUGCGUUUUUGUUACUAAAUCUUUUACAGAAGUCUCUACCUCAGGCACUAAACGUUACGACAUGGUCAGCAUAUUGAUACUGAAAAACUUAGCCAGGGCUUCCGACUUUUUUUUUUUUAAAGAAUUCAAAUGUAAGAGUCAACUGUUAACCAGCAAUCCGAUGUCACGUGGUGUGCAGUUUGGCUAUUGCAUGAAGCAGUUAAGGAAUCACCUGUUCAGUGCCAAAGACCACUCACUGCCGAUUGUGUUCUGCACGGUUUGUGUCAAACGUUCGUGGUGGAGUCAGACUCUGUGCUCAGGGCCUCGUCUCCAGCAAGGUUUUGUCAGUUCCAAAUACAGUUUAGAAGAUUCAUCUGUGUUC
Lepus europaeus (European hare) is the source of this 5860-nucleotide messenger RNA. It is a transcript of the gene GJC1, whose product is annotated as gap junction protein gamma 1. NCBI's taxonomy places the organism in Eukaryota, Metazoa, Chordata, Mammalia, Lagomorpha, Leporidae. Gene Ontology annotation, cellular component: connexin complex. Bases 168 to 1358 code for a protein of 396 amino acids. Gene Ontology annotation, biological process: cell communication. The transcript is spliced from 3 exons. The record is from RefSeq and is a predicted model, not a curated record.